AUGAGUCGCGCCGGCAAGCUUGCACCCGAGCAGUUACCAGUCUUGUUCGUAAAGAACCUCAACUACGAGGUGACAGAUGAGGCGCUCUGGAAGCUUUUCGACCCCGAGCCCCAGAACCGCAUCGUCCGUGUUAGCCAAAUCCGCAAGGGUAUCUCCCUAGAGGCCAAGGGAACCGCCUAUGUCGUCUUCUGGAAUGCAAUGGACGCGAAGAAUGCCCUCGAGAAGCUAAACGGCUUCAACUUCCAGAACAGAUAUCUCGUUGUGCUAUGGCAUCAACCCGAGAAGACGCUCAAGGCGAGGGAGUCAAAAGACGACAUCAAGGCGCGCCAGGAGAAUGUAGAACAGCUCAAGACCAAGUAUGCCCACCUGAUCCUCAACCUUGUUAAUCCGAGCGGGACGACUAUCGCGCUGUCUCACCUCGCAGUUGGCGUCAUCAUCACCACUUGCAUUGCUCUGCGACUGCUGUGCUUUUCCGUGUCUGUGUCUCAAGAUACCUACAUCAUUGGCAUGCCGUUUUCCUCGACGCUUGACGUCGCAUUCAACUCCCUCCUCGAUGUACCGACUUCGGUAGCGACAGCAACAUCCACCGCAGCAAUCGGUGUCGACCUCCCAGCGGCGACCACCCACCUGACCUCGGUGCUCACGUCCACCGCGUCCGCAGUCGCAGCCGCCGCAACAUCGGCAGAGAUGGACACAUUCUUGGACGACGACGGAGGCGGAGGUGGAGGCGAGUGUCGGCUGCUCGGGCCCUUUGCCUUGUUCGUCCAGCUCGCGCUGGGCGGCCUGGCGCUGUCGACCCUGGUUUUCAAGAGAUGGCGCGAACGGCCCCAGCGGCCGCUCAAGAUCUGGUUCUUCGACGUGUCGAAGCAGGUCUUUGGCUCGGUGCUGGUCCACAUGGCCAACGUCUUCAUGUCUAUGCUCACCAGCGGUCGUUUUUCUAUUAAGUUGGACCCGGCCAGUGUGCAGACGGCGCGCGCCCUCAUGCGCAGGGCCGACGACGGAUAUACGCCAAACCCGUGCUCGUUCUACUUGCUAAACUUGGCGAUCGAUACUACCAUUGGUAUCCCGAUCCUUAUCCUGCUGCUUCGCGUCACGACCGUUCUCGUAUCAUACACCCCGCUCGGAAAGCCGGCGGAGUCGAUCCAGUCCGGCAACUACGGCAACCCGCCGAAGUGGUGGUGGUGGCUGAAGCAGUCUGUCAUCUACUUCUGCGGCCUCUUCGGCAUGAAGAUCUGCGUCCUGAUCAUCUUCUUGAUCCUGCCGUGGAUAUCUCGCGUGGGCGACUGGGCGCUGAGGUGGACCGAAGGCAAUGAGCGCCUGCAGAUUGUCUUCGUCAUGAUGCUGUUCCCGCUCAUCAUGAACGGCCUGCAGUACUACAUCAUCGACAGCUUUAUCAAGAUGAAAGAUACGGACCACGAGAGGCUGCCGCAGGAGGAUCACCACGAGCGCGAUCCAUUCGACGACGCCCUCGCGGAUAGCGAUGACGACGAUGCGUCGAGCAGUGGUGAGAGCAGCGAGAGUGUGAAGCUUGCGCGGUCGAAAAGCUCCAAGGGUGCCGAGAGGAAGCACCCGAAGAUUGGGCAUGAGGAGUACGAUCCGGAGCUGGAUGGUCAAACUGUGAUAGGGAGCAGCAAGAGCCAGGACGAGAGGGGCGGUAAACCUCUGCCCAAGGAAUUGGUUCCUCCCGAGUAA
Messenger RNA from Anthostomella pinea, 1692 nucleotides. The record is from the annotation of a GenBank genome assembly. Lineage: Eukaryota; Fungi; Ascomycota; Sordariomycetes; Xylariales; Xylariaceae.